This is a messenger RNA of Colletotrichum phormii, 288 nucleotides long. Its product is annotated as heterokaryon incompatibility. NCBI's taxonomy places the organism in Eukaryota, Fungi, Ascomycota, Sordariomycetes, Glomerellales, Glomerellaceae. The transcript has a single exon. The annotation marks the transcript as partial. The record is from RefSeq and is a predicted model, not a curated record.
UACGUGGCGCUGAGUUAUGUUUGGGGCCAAGCCUCAAGCGCAACCGCAAUGCUGGCCAAUAUUGCUGCUCUUCAAGCCCCCGGAGCCCUGGACGGCCAAGAGAUUCCAGCCACGAUCCAAGAGGCCAUGGAUCUAACUCGGCUUCUUGGUGAGAGGUAUCUCUGGGUGGAUAGGCUUUAUAUCGUACAAGAUGACGAAGAUGCGAAGCAUGCUCAGCUGCGGGGUAUGGCGGACAUUUACGCCGGUGCUCUAUUGACUAUCGUUGCCGCGCAGGGGCGCGGUGCAGAU